Molecule: messenger RNA, 4871 nt
Organism: Centropristis striata (black sea bass)
Lineage: Eukaryota; Metazoa; Chordata; Actinopteri; Perciformes; Serranidae
Product: HHIP-like protein 1
Exons: 14
Coding region: 833-3811 (992 amino acids)
Cellular component (GO): membrane
Source: RefSeq, a predicted model, not a curated record
CUGAAUGAAAGGAGCUCUCUCUCCCACUCUCUCCUGCUGUCUGUAUGUAUGGCUCACGUCCGCUGCAGCAAGUGAGCACAUGUCCAGAGCAAACACAGCGAGUCUUUCCAAGUGACUUCAAGCUGGAAGUAAAUAUUAUUGCAGGAACUUCGGCUGAAGGUGCAACUUUAUAUUUUUGUCCCUGCUGGAUUCUAGCAAUGUGACUGCUUUCUUGUUUUUGUUUUUGAGUAUUUCUGUGCAUCAGGAAAAUAACUUGCUUUUUUGAGAAAUUGUCAUGCAAUGGACAAGUUUGAGAAAUUGGAAGAUUUGGACACUUCUUUCUUUUUGUAGUGCAGAUAAUCUGAGGACUGAAUCUCUACUCACUCACAGAACUUUGGGACACUGGUUCUACCAACCUUCACCCACCACCAGGGACUGCAGAUCUCCUCACUAUCAACAGAAUUCACUGGACCUGGAUCAGUUUGACCUUACUUUACCCUAUUAACACACAUCAAGAGGGCAGCUUGCCACAUAAACAUAGUAUCUGGAUUCUGAGGUGUGAUGCUGAGUCAUUUUGUUUGACACACACACACACACACACACACACACACACACAUGGCUGUCUGAAACUGGAGAAACCAGGGCAUCAAAUGAGGACAUCCAAUACUCCAAACUAUUUCAGAAAAUCUGACUUUGUUUCUCUCACAUGCUGGUGGAGAUGUAACAUGUGCAUUAUUCUGAAAACAAAGCUUCCAUCUUCUCACACAACAUACUGAAAUAUAACAGCCAAGCUGCUUUGAUUUACAGCAUUAUUGGGUCAAGGUCCUGAAUUGAAAUACAGCAUCGUCCCACCAUGACCCGACAGACCUGUAAUUUGCAUCACUCCUACCUCCCUCGCCUCCUUCUCCUCAUCCUGCUGUUGGUCCUCCAGGCCUGGUGGGGGUGCUGUCACCCUCAGUGUUUGGACUACAAGCCUCCGUUUGAGCCCCAGCAGCCACUGCUCUUUUGCAAGGAGUAUUCAAAGUUUGGAUGCUGUGAUCUGGAAAAAGAUGCAGAGAUAUCUAUCAAGUUUUACAGCAUCAUGGACAACUUUGACCAUUCAGGCUAUAUGACCUGUGCCAAAUAUAUACGCAGCCUCCUCUGCCAGGAGUGUUCUCCAUACGCUGCACACCUGUAUGAUGCUGAAGAUGCUAACACACCCAUGCGGAUGCUGCCCGGACUGUGUGGUGAUUACUGCUCCGACUACUGGCAUCAGUGUCGCUACACGCUCAGUCUCGUCUUGGAGGACUCUGGGAACCCGCAGCAGUUUGCUAACCUGACGGCAACAAUAGAAGAAGAUCGCAGAAAGUUCUGUGAAUAUCUGGAGCUGAAGGACAAACAUUACUGCUAUCCUAAUGUAUUGACUAAUUCAGAUCUUAAUGCUAACCUGGGCUCAGUUCGCGAGGAUCCCAAAGGAUGUCUGGAGCUGUGCUUGCAGGAGGUUGCCAACGGGCUCCGUAACCCCGUGGCCAUGAUCCAUGCAAAUGAUGGGACUCAUCGAUUCUUUGUGGCAGAGCAGCUGGGUUAUGUGUGGGUGUAUCUGGCCAACGGCUCCAGGAUCGACCGUCCUUUCCUCAACCUCACCCGUGCUGUCCUCACAUCCCAGUAUGCUGGAGACGAAAGGGGAUUCCUCUGCAUAGCCUUACACCCAAGGAUCACUACGGUCAGAAAAGCCUACGUAUACUACUCUGUGCAAAUAAAGAAGGAGGAGAGGAUACGUAUCAGCGAGUUCACACUGUUACCCGAAGAUGACAACCAAAUAGACCACACCUCUGAGAGGACCAUUCUUGAGGUGGUCGAGCCGGCAUCCAAUCACAAUGGAGGACAGCUUCUAUUUGGCCAUGACGGGUACCUGUACAUCUUUAUUGGUGAUGGUGGCCGAGCUGGGGACCCAUUUGGGAAGUUUGGCAAUUCACAGAAUAAGUCAGCACUCCUGGGCAAGGCGCUGCGUAUUGACGUUGACGACAACGACGAUGGCGCCCCGUACAGCAUCCCCUCAGACAACCCAUUCCUAGGGGAGAAGGGAGCACGGCCCGAGAUUUAUGCCUAUGGAGUUCGCAACAUGUGGCGUUGCUCCAUCGACCGAGGUGACCCCGUCACAGGCCGGGGCGGAGGCAGGAUGUUUUGUGGUGAUGUCGGCCAGAACAAAUAUGAAGAGGUGGACAUUAUCGUUAAAGGAGGCAACUAUGGAUGGAGAGCCAAAGAGGGCUUCAGCUGCUACGAUCGCAAACUCUGUCAGAACUCUUCCCUAGAUGACAUCUUGCCUAUCUUUGCCUACCCCCACAAGUUGGGCAAAUCAGUGACAGGAGGGUACAUCUACAGAGGCUGUCAGAUGCCCAACCUCAAUGGACUCUACAUCUUUGGGGAUUUCAUGAGUGGGCGUCUGAUGUCUCUCAAGGAGAAUCUCACCUCAGGUGAAUGGCACUACAAUGAAAUCUGCAUGGGAAGAGAUCAGACCUGCAGAUUCCCCAAACUCAUCAACAGUUACUAUAAAUAUAUCAUCUCUUUUGGCGAGGAUGAAGCAGGUGAACUGUAUUUCUUAGCCACAGGAGCCCCGAGUGCCACAGCCAGAGCAGGAAUCGUCUAUAAGAUAGUGGACCCUUCCAGGCGAGCAGCACCAGGAAAAUGCAGUGUCAAGCCAUUACCUGUUAAGAUAAAAGGAAAAUUGAUUCCCUUCUAUCCCAAAGAAGAGUAUGUAAUCGACAAGAAACCAACCACCACGGCUGUUCCCACGACAACCACGAGAAAAACUACAACAACAACAAAAACACCACCAAGACGAAAAACACCUAUAAUAAUAAUAAAACCACCAAUGCCAACAAGAAAAACUAUAAGAAAAACGCCACCACCAACAACAGCAACAACAAGAAAAACAACAUUACAGACAACAAGAAAAACAACACUGAGAAAAACACCAACAACUAUAAAAGCAACAACAAUAAAAACAACCUCAGCAGCAACAAUAAAACCAACAACCAUACCAACAACUGUCCAGACGACCAUGGCAACCACCCCCGCCACAACCACGCCCCCUGGUUAUCGCACAACCGCCAUGACGGCAGCCUUCUCUAGGAUCGCGCAAACCCCAAUCAUCACCUCACCUCCAGCCAGGAAACAUGGGAGACCCCUUCAGUACAAUCCUUUUACCACCUCCCAACCUUUAACCUCACCACAACCUCCUCCUUCUCCAUCCACAACCUCCCUGAAACCGCACCAGAGGACUCUGACCCCUGCACGAUACCCAGAGCGUGCUGAAGCCUCGACCACAUCCCCACCACGGUCGCCAUAUUGGAGCCAGAAACCAACAGCAUCAGGCUUUAAGCCCCAGGGACCGCCAAUCAACACAACGCUGCCUAAAUCGCAGGAAGAGCGGCUGUGGCUUGGAGAGAAGUUAGAACGCACCGGGGAGGGUAACCAAGUAUUCAAGAGGCCUCGAGGUCGAGGUCGAAAGAGAGGAAGAAGGCUGCGGGUCGGCUCAGUGCGACUGGUAAGCGCCGAUGGUUUAUCGGAUCGAGGUAGAGUGGAGAUCUUUAUCCGUGGCGAGUGGGGGACAGUGUGUGAUGAUCUUUUCACCAGCAAAGCAGGUACUGUAGUGUGUCGACAGCUCGGCUUCACGACGGCAUUGGCGGUGAUGAAGAGGGCUGCGCUGGGCGAGGCCGACCGCAGCGUCAGGAUCCUGUUGGAUGACGUGGAGUGUGAGGGCGAGGAGGGGUCGUUGCUGGAGUGCAAGAGAUCCAGAGUGGGGAAACACAACUGCUCACACGGGGAAGACGUAGGGGUAAUAUGCGGUUAGCAUGGAGGGGUGAAACGUAAAAGAAAAGUAAAGAAGAAAAGGAGGAGACGGUGAAGAGAUGUUUGGUUUGUGUGACAUAGGAAACAGAAAAGUGACAGGAUGAGAAAGAAGAGAAGAAGAGAGCAUUUGAAGAAGGUGCUGAGGUUAUUAAAGACUGCUCAUUUUUAAGUAUUAAUGAUGAAGAUGUCAGUUUACUAAAAUUCUAUGGAUUUAUUUUUUCCACUUUUACAUAUUAAUGUUUUAUUUGUCACUUCCCUUCCACACCAUCAGAUUUUUCUCCUAAACUCACUCAGUCUAUGUUGCACAUAAUACCAAUUAUUAUAGUUCAUAUCAACAAAUAAACAUUUAUGUUGUUACCUCUCCCUAGCUGAGGAAAUCUCAUUAACUUCUCCAACUCUUAUUCUUAACCACAGCACAAUGAAGGGCCUGAUCAUAUCAGCAUUAAGUAUUGGGUUGGGCAGUUGUUUCUAUUUUCGUAUCCAAGGCUACGCCAAACACGUACCAUUAAGCAACUGUCGGUGGAGCAGCUACUGCAACACCACGCUUACACUAAAACCAAUAAAACUAGUUACAACACCUACUCAUCAGCAGUGUUGAUAGUAAAUAUGGCAACUGUUGAUGAAAGAUCAUUUUAAGAUCAUCUACCAAGUGAUUUGAUGUUUGUGGUGCUACAUCAUUUAGCAUCUUUUUUUGAUGAAUGUAAAAUUUGAUCGAAUUACUCAAAAAUGCUUAACGUGGACUGAGUGACUAUUGGGGAAACUGUGUAUAUAUUCUGGCUAUGUGUUCUGUUUACAUACAUUCUAGACAUCCAUGAUGUCAACAGAUAUUUGUAUUUUUGUACUGUUCAUUUCAGCACGUUUAUUUUAUAUAGAAGCUUUUUAAAAUUUGCAUUUUGAUACCUUUUUGAAUGUAGUUUUAAGAUGAACAGAUCUAAAGAGUUUUAACAAGGAGAUGCUGGACAUUCUGUCUGAUGAAUGUAAUAAAAUGUUUCCACUUUUAUAUAAGAAGAUUUGAAGGCACAGAGUGCCUGUGAUAUGAAUAAAGUUUUACUGCAAAAUGA